UAAAAAUGUUAUCGCCGUGACAUUAAUUAAUUGUGUGCACAGAUAUUUCGAAGAAUUCCUAAUAUUUUAUUUUGCAUAAAGGAAACACACAUUUCGGCAAAACCAUGUCCUUUACAAUAAUGCAAAAACUCUCACUGGGUUGCCUUAAGGCGGAGCAACCUUUACUAACCACCAUACGUAACGCCAGUAAGAAGACCGGUGGCAGUACUCGUAACAAGAAAGGCCACCCCAGACCAAAGCAUCGUGGAUGGCGUGUGCAAGAUGGACAUUGGGUAUCGCAGGGAACAUUAUUGGCCACACAGUUGACACCAAGAUUUCAUCCUGGUUUAAAUGUUGGUUUCGGCCGUAAUGGUACUCUGUUUGCAAUGGAUCAUGGUAAGGUUUACGUUACAUGUGAACCAUUAGAUCCCAACUGGGAUCAUACGUGGGUGCAGCGUCAUUAUGCUGGUCGCGAAGGUCAGCCUAUUCAUAAGAAAUUCUUCAAUGUGGUGCCUGAAAAACAACAUCAACGUUUUCGUUUGGUAGAUGAAGUUUAGAUUUAUACUUAUUGUUAAAUAUUAAAUAUUAUUGUUACAUAAAUCUAAAAAAAAC
This is a messenger RNA of Musca domestica (house fly), 591 nucleotides long. It is a transcript of the gene mRpL27, whose product is annotated as large ribosomal subunit protein bL27m. Lineage: Eukaryota; Metazoa; Arthropoda; Insecta; Diptera; Muscidae. Gene Ontology annotation, molecular function: structural constituent of ribosome. The transcript has 3 exons. Bases 105 to 536 code for a protein of 143 amino acids. Gene Ontology annotation, cellular component: ribosome; mitochondrial large ribosomal subunit. Gene Ontology annotation, biological process: translation. The record is from RefSeq and is a predicted model, not a curated record.